Molecule: messenger RNA, 2698 nt
Organism: Pimephales promelas (fathead minnow)
Lineage: Eukaryota; Metazoa; Chordata; Actinopteri; Cypriniformes; Leuciscidae
Product: putative G protein-coupled receptor 148
Biological process (GO): detection of chemical stimulus involved in sensory perception of smell; G protein-coupled receptor signaling pathway
Cellular component (GO): membrane
Molecular function (GO): odorant binding; G protein-coupled receptor activity; olfactory receptor activity
Source: RefSeq, a predicted model, not a curated record
GUCGGGAGGUAUUGAUCUGGGGCGACAUUAGUCUAAUGGAGGUCUGGAUGGAAGCAGAGGUUACUUCACGUGGAUGAGUGGAACAGGUAGAGAAGCUGUAUGUGCUCCAGUCUCAGCAUACCGUGGAGCAAUUGUUCUUCACCCCAAAAGCUUUCUCUGAGUAACGCGUCAUUGGACUUCAAAUAUGACUUUCAUUGUUAACAUCUCUGUGGAGUGGUACAGAAUAAUGGACACCAGACAUAUGAAUCUGUUCCUCAUCCCCACGGUUCUGCUAACCUCGGUCACAAUGCUGGUCAACCCCAUUCUGUCCAUCUGCAUACUGUGCUAUCCUUCGCUACGCCAAGAGAACCGCUACCUGCUCCUUGCAAACAUGCUCUUCGCCGACAUGCUUUUCCUCACCAUAAACCUUGCGAUGGUCUCCUGCAACUCUGUAGGCCUGCACAUGCCCUACUCGCUGUGUGAGUUUAUGAUGGUGAGCAUGGUAAUGACGUACAGCUGCUCUGUGAUCACGGUCACACUGAUGGUUGUCGACACGUAUGUGGCUGUGCGUUGGCCAUUACGUUACAAAGAGAUUCUCCCGCCAUCUCGGGCCAAGAAGAUAAUCAUGUGCGUAUGGGUGAUGGUCGCAGUGUGUCCGGUCUCCUUGUUAGUGCUGUUUGAGAUGGAGAUGGGCAGUAACCAUCAGAGGCGUCCAGUGUGUUUGAUGCUGAUUGCGUUGCACUCGUUGGAGCAAGAAAUGAGCGUUGGGGUUCAUUUGUAUUUCAUCAUCGCCAUCAGCCUCUGCACUGCUCUCAUUGUGUACUGUUACAUACAUCUCUACGUCAUCACCAAGACUUCUGGGAUAUGGCGUAGUCGCUAUUCCCGGGCGCGUAUGACGCUUUUGGCACACGCUCUGUUGCUCAUAAUGUAUUUUGUACCGGCAUUGGUUUUUGCAAUCGAGCUGGCUCUUUUAAAGCAAGAAGCAAAGGAUAAUGUGGUGGGAGUGUUGAUUAACUUGGUGAAUAUGUGCGUACUGAUGUUGUUGCCACGCUGUUGCACUCCUUACCUGUACAUAUUGCGCUAUCGCGAGAUUUACGAGACUGUCCAGCAGGUGUUGUGGAAGAAGAGACAUCAGAGUCAGGGAAGUGCAGCCUAGAAGAGUGGACUUGAAGCUAAAGCAGAGUCACCAUGCAAAAUAACAAGUUUUGGAGGAUUAAUUUGCAGAAGAGUGAAUUUAAAUAACUCCUGAGCCAAAAAGAGAUCUCAAAGGAAACAUUUAAUGUUUUUCGUUUUAAUAUUAUAUUAAAGCAUUUUAACUGUUAACAUGAAAUAUCACAUAUUUAAAUCUUUUUCUAUUUUCAUUUGUAAACUAAACAUUGAAUGCUGUUAAAUGCGCGAAUCCCGUUAUUCAUUAUAAUAAAACUAUAUCAAGUGCAACUGGGUGAAUCUCAAUAUCUCAAAAUGUCCAGGUCAGAUUUUACACCAAAAUAAAAAGGUAAAAAAACAACAACUAAUAUUUCUAUAAAUAAUUUGAAUAUAUAUAUAUAUAUAUAUUCUAAUAUUACCCUAAUAUUUAGCAAUAUGACAUUAUACUUGAGCACAAUUUCCCCAAAUUCUCAUCAUCAUCAUCAUGUGGAAACAAAACUCAUUAUAAAAACUAAUAUUUCUAUAUAUAUAUUCUAAUAUUACCCUAAUAUUUAGAAAUAUUACAUUAUAUUUGAGCACGAUUUCCCAUCGGCAUCAUGUGGAAACAAAACUCAGUAUGUAUAUGUGGGUGUGUGUACAGGAUAAUCAUCAUAAUGACAAAAUAUCUUUUUUUUUUUUAAGGACAUCUCUUGACAGUUUUUUGUGAGAUUCUCCCAGCAAUAUACUGUAUGUUAUUAUUUAUGACCACAAUAUUAUUAUCAAUAACUCCUGAGCCAAAAAGAGAUCUCAAAAGAAACAUUUCGUAUUAAUAUUAUAUUAAAGCAUUUUAACUGUUAACAUGAAAUAUCACAUAUUUAAAUCUUUUUCUAUUUACAUUUGUAAACUAAACAUUGAAUGCUGUUAAAUGCGCGAAUCCCGUUAUUCAUUAUAAUAAAACUAUAUCAAGUGCAACUGGGUGAAUCUCAAUAUCUCAAAAUGUCCAGGUCAGAUUUUACACCAAAAUAAAAAGGUAAAAAAAACAACAACUAAUAUUUCUAUAUAUAAUUUUAAUAUAUAUAUAUAUUCUAAUAUCACCCUAAUAUUUAGCAGUAUGACAUUAUAUUUCAGCACAAUUUCCCCAAAUUCUCAUCGUCAUCAUGUGGAAACAAAACUCAGAAUAAAAACUAAUAUUUCUAUAUAUAAUUUUAAUAUACAUAUUCUAAUAUUACCCUAAUAUUUAGCAAUAUGACAUUACAUUUGAGCACAAUUUCCCCAAAUUCUCAUCGUCUUCAUGUGGAAACAAAACUCGGUAUGUAUAUAUGUGUGGGUGUGUGUACAGGAUAAUCAUCAUAAUGACAAUAAGAUUGUUUUGCAUGCCAUUCUCAUAUGUAAACAAAACAGGCUUAGAUGUUUUCAUGCAAAAUAUCGUUCUUUUUUUAAGGACAUCUCUUGACAGUUUUUUGUGAGAUUCUCCCAGCAAUAUACUGUAUGUUAUUAUUCAUGACCACAAUAUUGAUUCAAACUCUUGUAAGUACUGGUCGAUAGUGCUGUUUUGUUCUCUUAAGAUAAAUAAAUUUACAUUACAGGAUUUUUA